Antechinus flavipes (yellow-footed antechinus) is the source of this 11137-nucleotide messenger RNA. RefSeq names its product solute carrier family 24 member 4 (gene SLC24A4). Lineage: Eukaryota; Metazoa; Chordata; Mammalia; Dasyuromorphia; Dasyuridae. The transcript is spliced from 17 exons. Gene Ontology annotation, biological process: sensory perception of smell; intracellular calcium ion homeostasis; calcium ion transmembrane transport. The record is from RefSeq and is a predicted model, not a curated record. Gene Ontology annotation, cellular component: membrane. Gene Ontology annotation, molecular function: calcium channel activity; calcium, potassium:sodium antiporter activity. Bases 85 to 1983 code for a protein of 632 amino acids.
GAAUUCGCGGUUUGGCCUCAGGGGUCCCUGCCCGUCUCCUACCGCUCCGGACCGUGUGUGUCCAGGCGAGGCGCUCGCUCCGGGAUGGCGCCGCCGCUGCCGCCUCCUGCGCGCCGGCUCCAGGGGCUUCUCCAAUCCCGGAAAGUUCACCGGAGGCGAGAGAUGUGGCUGCAGCAAGUUGGCUUCAUCUGCGGGGUCCUGUCCUUGGUGUGGUGCGCGACCAGUCUGCUCUCCAGCCUCGGACAUGAAACAAUUUCCAAAGGCAAACAUCGAUUACCUGAAAUAUGGAGGACCAGAAAGCUGAUGGCAUCAGUUAAUGCAACUCAGGCGGCUAAAAAUUGCACUGAUCCUGCAAUCCAUGAGUUCCCCACAGAUUUGUUUUCUAAUAAGGAAAGGCAGCAUGGAGCAGUCUUGCUACACAUUCUUGGAGCACUUUAUAUGUUCUAUGCCUUGGCUAUAGUGUGUGAUGACUUUUUCGUUCCUUCAUUGGAAAAAAUCUGUGAGAAACUUCACCUGAGUGAAGAUGUCGCUGGAGCCACAUUUAUGGCUGCGGGCAGCUCUACACCUGAGCUCUUUGCUUCUGUCAUAGGUGUAUUCAUCACACAUGGCGAUGUAGGGGUUGGCACUAUUGUUGGAUCUGCCGUGUUCAACAUUUUGUGUAUAAUUGGAGUUUGUGGAUUGUUUGCAGGACAGGUGGUCCAUCUGACCUGGUGGGCAGUGUGCAGGGAUUCUGUAUACUACACCCUUUCUGUCAUCGUUCUCAUUGCAUUCAUCUAUGAUGAGGAAAUCGUAUGGUGGGAAGGUCUCGUGCUCAUCAUUAUGUAUGCAUUUUAUAUACUUAUCAUGAAGUACAAUGUGAAGAUGCAAGCCUUUUUUACAAUCAAACAAAAAAACAUUGCCAAUGGAAACACAGUGAACAGUGAGCUGGAGGAUGGUAAUGAUUACUAUGACAUUAGCUAUGAUGAUCCUUCCGUGCCAUUGCUAUGGGAAGUGAAGGAGAAGCCGCAAUAUAGCAAAAAUCCAGUGGUGAUGGUGGAUGAAAUCAUGAACUCCAGUCCCCCCCAGUUCAGUUUCCCUGAGGCCGGAUUACGCAUAAUGAUCACUAAUAAAUUUGGGCCCAGGACCAGACUACGGAUGGCAAGCAGGAUCAUAAUCAAUGAGCGCCAGAGACUGAUUAACUCUGCCAAUGGAGUGAGCAAGCCACUGCAGAAUGGCCGACAUGAGAACAUCGAGAAUGGGAACGUGCCUGUGGAGAACCCAGAGGAGCAGCAGCCUCAGCAGCAGCAGCAGCAGCAACAGCAGCAGCAACAGGAACAGCCAGAGCCCGAGUCCACUGAAACAGAUUUCCUCUCUCCCUUUUCCAUGCCAGAGGCACCCGCGGACCGAGCAAAAUGGAUCUUCACCUGGCCCCUGAUAUUCCUGCUGUUUAUCACCAUCCCAAACUGCAGCAAGCCACGCUGGGAGAAGUUUUUCAUGGUCACCUUUGUCUUCUCCACCCUUUGGAUUGCUGUGUUUUCCUAUUUAAUGGUGUGGCUGGUGACUAUUAUCGGAUACACACUUGGGAUCCCCGACGUUAUCAUGGGCAUUACCUUUCUAGCAGCAGGAACAAGUGUACCAGACUGCAUGGCCAGCCUAAUUGUGGCCAGACAAGGCCUUGGAGAUAUGGCAGUAUCUAAUACCAUAGGGAGCAAUGUAUUUGACAUCCUUGUGGGACUGGGAAUACCGUGGGGACUACAAACCAUGGUCAUUAAUUACGGAUCAACUGUAAAAAUAAACAGCAAGGGACUGGUCUAUUCAGUUGUCCUAUUACUCGGAUCUGUUGCUCUUACUGUGCUCGGUAUCCAUUUAAAUAAAUGGAGACUUGACAAGAAACUUGGCAUCUAUGUGUUGGUGCUGUAUGCCAUUUUCUUGUGCUUCUCAAUAAUGAUAGAGUUUAACGUCUUUACUUUCGUCAACUUGCCAAUGUGUCAAGAAGAUGAUUAAAGUAGAGCCAGUGCCCCUGGGAGGGAGGCCGAGCUGUCUUUGAGACCUUACGCAGAGGGCGUUUUACUUCUCUGAAUUUCCAUCCCAAAAUAUGAGCGUCUUUCCUCCAUCACCAGCUAGCGGUCCACCCUUUCACUUGCUGGGAGGAGGAGCACAAGAGGACCUUCGGUGGGUUACAGGAACUCUCCUCUGUGGAUUUUUUUUCUCAAGGUCACUAAUAGGGAGAAAAAGGCCUAAAAGGAGUCUCCCAAAAUUCUGAGCCACAGGGUCCAGGAGGGAUAGUUAGGGUCUCCCUUUGGACACUACCGUGAGUGAGACUAGUGUGUUCCCCUUCUCUCCAAUCUCUGUUACCCUCAGCACACAGCAUUUGUCUUCCCCUGCCUUGCAUUAAUGCUUUUGGAAACAACGCGGUCCUCUAAGUCAGAAUUCUCUUUGGCUGCAUUCAAAGAACAAACGUUGCUCUCUAAUUUAACUGCUGGCCUGGGAAGCCAAAUUACGUGACACGGCAUGCACUGUUGAAAACUUUUACUUCCCCUGGAAAGGCUUGAUUUAUGGAGGCCUGUGUCAUCGGCGGGUUGGAGCGUUCGGCGAUGACAUUGAACACUUUAUCACUUGUCUUGAAACCUUUGAAGAAUACGCACAAUUCUUACGGUGGAAGAUGGAAAAGUGGCGACUGCCAUCACCUCACAUGAUGCACUUGGAGCAGGAUCUAUGAAAUAUUAAAAAAUAGCGCUCUGCAGAUAAUCCCAAUUGAAUAUAUCAUACCACCUGAAAGGAACAUGGUAGAAAACAAAAACAGUCACGCUUGUGGGAAAGCAAGCCUAUAUAUAACAUUUUCACUGGCACUAAAAAUUUAAGCUAGAGAUAGAGAAGACCAUUAAAAGAAAAAAAAAAGAACAACUUAAAAAUCAAAUUGGGUGCUAACUCAGUAAUACAAUGGAAAUUGUCACAAAUAGCUUUAAAACGUGUUUCUUAACAUAAACAUACUCUAUCUCUUCUAUAGGAUGGGUUGCAAUAUCAAUUUCAGUUCAUCAUUGCAUUGUUAACACUCUACUAUUAAAGCUAGCCCAUUUGUCAAAACAUUUAGUUGUUGAGAUGCUCCACCAGUUUAUGAUACAUCUCCAUGCUCUGUGAAGCAGUGCCACGAAUUAGUGAAGAGUGACAAGAUUAGCAAUGUCCUGGCCCACAGAUCCCUUCAUCUGUGUAGGUAAAGGCAACUAUUAAAACCAUAAUUUAAAGUUCCAAGUUACUUAAACCUCAUGGUAUAUUUUAUGUAAGAUGCCAGAGAUGGUUCAUCAAUUCAAAAUAGAUUCAACAGUAUAGUUGACUUUUUUUUAAAACUGCUAUGUAGCUCUGAAAUAGAUAUUUAAAGAUUUAUUAAAAUAAACCAUUCAAGCUUUCUUGAAAAAGCACAAUUAAUUUUUUACAUAGAUUUUUUUUAUUUUUUUAAUGUUUAUAUAGCAGAGGUCUAUAUAAGAUUACUAAAUGUUUGAUGCAUUUUUAAUAUCUGAAUAUUUUGCACUUACCAGUAAUAAGAGCUACCCGUGAUCAUUUCAAGAAAAUCCUAUUUUAAAAGCCCAUAAGAAAACAGCCCUCAGUGAGAAAAAGAGUUAGUUUAUGUCAAAUAGGGAAUUCCUGAAGACGUGCCCUCAUCUAUAUAUUAUGCUUAAGGGUUUGGGGGGUUGGGAGUGGGAUAGUUAAAAGCAUGAGCACAUUUUCCUGUGCCUCUUCUGAAUUUGGUAGCCUGAAUUUUCAUAGGAAGAAGCAUUCAUGUGUUUCUCUCAUUAUUUCCGUUUAGCAUGCAUGGGUCUAAGAAGGGAGUGACUGAUGCAUUCAUUAUCCCAUUCUCCCUUCUGAUUCUAAAACAGUAUUAGUAGUUGUACCAAGUAGAGGCUUUUAAGAGGGAUGGUAUCUAGAUACUGGACUAUCCAGUUCAUUAGUGAACCAGAGGGUUUUGUAAAUAAAUAAGCAUAUAGGGAGUUGAGGAUCCCUUCCCUGUGGUGAAUGAUAAAAACAGACGAGUUUUCUCAAAAUAGAGAAAAACUUGUAUAAUUUUAACUUACAGCGUGGUUCCUGUGGAAAUAAAUCUUUGUUUAUUCAGGUUUAAGUCAAACUUCAUCAAAUACUUGAGUGCUCUAUAGGUUCUCAAGGUCACAUCCUACCAUUGUUCCUCACUCAAAGAGCUUGCUGAGGAUUGCAAUUGAUUGUUAGCAAAAUGUCAGAAUAAGACCCAAGCUGCAUGGUCCCAGCCAAGAGGAACAGUCUGUUGAUAUAGGAAAAAAAAAAAAAAUACCAUUCUGGGGCAACAUAAAGAAUUCUGAAUCUAGAAUUAGCAAAUCUGGGUUUUGCCACUAACUUGCUGUAUGAUCUUGAACAAAUUAUUUUUAUUCUCUGGGUCUAAAUUACCUCAUCUACCGAAUGAGAGUAGAACUAAAAAAAUCUAAUCUGCGUUGUAGAAUCUAUUUGUCACCCACCAUCAUCCAAUUGCCGAUUUACCUUUAUGAGGAAAUUCUAAUUAUAAACUUCCUCAGAAAAUAAAUUUGAGGUGGGUAGUUUUUUUUUUUUUUUUUUUUUAAGUAGUCUAUUAUCAUGAUUCUUUUAAGACUAUAAUUACAAGUACACUAUGACUUCCAAGUAGAAAAUAACAAAUGUUUUUAAUUUAUGAAGUUCUUUUCUUUAGUUUCCUUCUGAAUUCAGCGUGCCAAUGGAACUCCCUUAAAGCCUAUAUAUAUUUGUUAUAUAUGUGUAUACAUACACUUUAGGUAAAAAUAUUAUUUUUAAACUGAAGCAUAAAUUAAGCACCAGAGCAAUACAUAUCAAAUGCAGAUUUGAAAGAAUUGUUUGAAUAAUUAGGGUUUCGUUUUUAAAACAUGUUUUACCACAAACUUUCUUUUAUUCCUGGAGCUGAUUAGCACAUGGAAAUAUAUAUAUUCCAUAAAUAAGGAAAAUGAAAGACAUAUAGAUUUCUUGUCUUAAGGAAGAAGAAUAGCUAUUUUAACAAUAUAGAAGUUGCUUAUAAUAUAACAAUCUGGCUGUUCUGUCACCUCCAUUGCGUGAAGGUAUGGGACUGUUUAAGAAGUACUAAAUUUGGAGUCACAAACAUUUGGAUGUCCAAUCCUAGUUCUUCUAUUUAUGGCCUGAAUCACUUUUACGUCUCUGGGUCCCAGUUUCCUGACCAGUAAAAUCAGGAAGUUGGAUUUGGUUAAGUGACCUCAUAAUUCUUUCCAGUACUAAAGGCUAUAGACUGAUUCAGGCUGUGUUCCCUGUUCUUGCUUUGGGGAUUUAAGGGAUGGUUUGGGUAUCUGGCUUAGAGCUGAGUUCUGGACCAGUAGUGGUAGGCAAAUUGUACAUAUUUUACCAUUUUCUCCCUUGGUUGAGUUAGCACCCUCUCUAUUUUCUGUUAUCAUGCUAUAGUAUGCAAUCUUCCCAACGGAAUGCCCAACCAAUCUCAGGCUUGCCUUGUUAGCUUUCUUUAUGAAAUUUCCCCCUUCAUCUUCUGUUUUGACUGAACUUGUUUGAGGUCUGGCAUGGUAUUAUUUGCUCACACCCCUGCAGGCUGGGAGACUUGAGGCUGGUAGACCAUGAGUUCAGGAGUUCCAAUCGCAGUAGAUUGAAUCUCUUGGAUGUCCGUACUACUUUGGGCAUUAAUUAUUAAGGGGGGAAAGAGGGAUCUUGGGCUCACCCAAGAAGGAAAAAAACAUGAAGCUCCCAUGCAGUGGAGAGUGAGCUCAGCCACUUCCAACCUGGACAAAGAGGAAAACCCAGCUUUUUAUUUUGUUUUAUUUUAUUUUCUUAAAAGAAGAAGCACUAAAGCUGUUUAGUUAAUUUGUGUUAUUAUCAUUCAUGUUUCCUCUUCUUUCUCUUUUUGUUGUUGCUGGACCUAGGGUAGCAAACAGGAUAUUAAGUAAUCAUUAAACAGCUCACUUGACCAAAAAGGGACAUCUGUGGCACAGUGGCAAUUUGUAGGUGGAGAGGACCUGGGUUCAAAGUCCAGCCUUACUAAUUUCUUGCCACGUGUGUGACUUCAGAUAAGCCAUUCUAACUCUUACGCCCACAGUUUGUUCCUCUGUAAAAUGAAGGAGUUCAAAUAAAUAGUUUUGAAAGUCCCCAGAAUUGAUGAUUAUAAGUUUGCCUUUCAUUGCUAACUUCCUUGGUGAUCAUAAUAUGGAAUUUACAUCAUUAUCUACCUUGGUUGAGUUAGCACCCUCUCUGUUUUCUGUUAUCGAUCUAUAGUAUGCAAUCUUCCCAACAGAAUGCCCAACCAAUCUCAGGCUUGCCUUGUUAGCUUUCUUUAUGAAAUUUCCCCCUUCAUCUUCUGUUUUGACUGAACUUGUUUGAGGUCUGGGAGACUUGAAGCUGGUAGACCAUGAGUUCAGGAGUCCGUACUAAUUUGGGCAUUAAUUAUUAAGGGGGGAAAGAGGGAUCUUGGGCUCACCCAAGAAGGAAAAAAACAUGAAGCUUGAAAAAGCAUCAUUAACUGGGAAAAAGGAAUUCUACCAGAGAUCGAUCACUGUACUCUGGGAAGCCCAAAUACCAGAAAGAUUUAGGAUCUCCAAAUAUAAUUAUUUCCUCUUUAUGACAAUUACGUAUGAUAAUAUGCAGGGCAGCAGGAAGAAUGUCCGGUGCCGUCCCCUUACUCUCCAGAGCCUAGUUUCCUGGAGGAAAACAUAUUUCAGCUGUGGUAGGAUUGAGAACCAUUCACAGAGAUUCUUCCUUCCUUUCUACUUAUCUCUCUUCCCUGGAACUUGGUUCAUCCCAAAUAAUGACUUUGGCAGUUGUAGAGUUAUUUGAGUUCCAGAAUCAGUGAACCCCAAAAUACACACAAAUGGCCUGAAUAGUGAAUGAAUCUCCUUCCCCGUCCUAAUUCAGCAGGGGGAGCCUGGCACCUUUAAGAAUCUUUCUGAAAUGAAUCUACUUUUGUCCUGCCUGUGCCCUUCUGUAAAUAUGAAAUGUAUUUAUUAAUUAAAUGCAACUUCAAGGUCUCCAGUCCCCCAAUUUGAAACUUUUGCUCUAUGAGGUAAACAAAAAAAAGCCCUUCUGCCUUUCUUAGAAGUUCAACUUUCUUGCUCCAUGCUGAUCUCUGUUCAUUUCUUCAUAGGUCCAGGGGAUAAAAACAAAACUAAAUACUGGAAAACAUAAAUGCAUACAUUUCCCCAUUCCUAGGUUAACAGUAUGAUAACUAAUGCAAUUCAGGAAGCAGACACUUAGUGCUUAUGUUAGGAUUUAAAGAAGUAUUGGGAGGAGUGAAGAGAAUACUCGAGUUCAAAUUCCAAUUUACUAGCUAUGUCAUCUUGGGCAAAUGAUUGAUCUCACUUUACUUCACUUUACUCACCUUUGAGGUGUAAAUGUUGAACUAGAUAAAAGCUUUUUUAAACUGGAUCAUGACCCCAUAUGUGGUCUCAUAACUGAAUGUGAGGGUCACAAAAUUAUAAUUUAGUGUCAGUAAAUGUUUGGUUUAUAUACCUAUUUUAUAUAUUUAUAUGCCCAGGGUUAUAUAAAAAUUUAUUGGGCAAAAUUUUGAGAGGAAAAAAGUUUAAGAAACCCUGAGCUGGAUAACUUGUAAAUCUGGACCUUUGUGUUUUAUAGGAACAGAAAUCUCCUGGGAUUCCAAACACCUUUCUUUAUGGUACAUCUGCCUAAUAUUCAUGGAUAUAUAUAAAAUCAGUAGGAAAAAAAAUCUACAAACAUUAAUCCUUUAAUCAGGGUAAAGUUUGCAGGUGUAUUUCAGACCAUUCAUUAAUGAAUUCUGGAAUGGAAUUGAAAUAACCAAUUCCAUGAUAAUUAUACACCUAUUGUUUAACAUGCUAUUCUGAGAACUAUUUCAUCAAAGUUCCUGGCUUAAGGAAUUUAAGAAUUCAUGAUUUAUCCUGAUGAAUAGGAUCCCAUGGACUUAAAAAUGGAGAGAAUCUUAUGGUAUCAACAAGGAAACUGAGGUCUGAAGUCAGAAAUGCUACAGCAAACAUUCCAAACCCAAGUCCCUUGACUCAAUCCAGUACUCACUCAACUGUAACUUGUAUUUUCUGUUCUCCUUAGCCAACCAUGCAAGUCCCUUCUGUGGAGAAACUUGGUUAACAGCUUCCUCAAAACUGUAACAAAGGUUCCUUCUAAAAAACCGCUAAUUUUGAAUACUCUUUUUCAAAUGUCUAUGACGCAGCCAGUACUAGAGUGAGAAGAGAUAAGUUUACCCCCCAUCCAUUUCAGUUCUUGUACUUUUAGUGAAAACACUCUUAAGUAGCUUGUCAACAAAUGUCCUUUGUUAAUUAAUAAGAAUCAUUUCUUUCUAUUAAAAGUAAGCUUUCAAAUUAGAUAAUGAAACAUUAGUUUGCCAUGUUUUCUUCUGUGAGGAUCAUUGGAUAAAAGUUACAUUCAUUAUACAGAGCCCUGAUCUAACAAGAAAUUUUGUUUCGGCUGUGAUUAAUUUGUUUUAAAAGAUACUACAGGCUUGGAUUUCAAGCCAAAGAAUUUUGGUUCAAAUCUUGACUCUUAUUUGCCUAUGUGGAGAGACUUUUCUCUCCAGGGUUCAGUUUUCUCAUUCCUGAAAUGAAAGAAUGUUUUUAUAGGGACAUUUAAGAAAACUUCAGUACUUAAGGGAAUCAUGAUUCCAUCAAUAUGGGAAGUCACAUAACUCUGGUUUUCCUAAAUUGCUAGUCUGAGAAGUUCAUACAGUGGUCUGUCAUCUCCUUAAUGAGCCUCCCAGAAUUUAGCCAGACUGGCUCUUGAGUGACAGGAAUGCAGUUAAUUGCCAGCCCCAAUCUCAAAGUCUUCCUCGAUUAAGAGAACCUGCCAGAGCUAAUAUUCUGAUGGUGUGGUCUUCAAGGUCAUAGCCAGGGUCUACUUUCCUUAGAGGAACAUGAGAUCAAUUUAGAAGUCUAAUGGUCCUAACUCUCCACCCAUUUUUCAGAUGCUGAGAGUUUGAGAUUUGCCCAAAAUGAUGUAAAUAUUAAGUAGCAGAAUUGAAUUCAAACACAAGCAUUCUAAUUCCGAAUCCAACAAUUUAGAUAAAGACUUGGGUGAAGAUUUAAAACAAAAAUUUUUAUUUUUAACUAAAAACUUUCUAGUUCUUGGCAAUUUUGUUUUUAAUGACAUUACAUUUCUUUCAUUCCUUUCUUCAUUGCUUAUACCUCCACCAUAAGCUUAUAGCUAUGGAUUCUAACAGUAUGCUCCUUCCAGCUUCUUGAAAUGUUGUGUUUCUAAAGUAUUCUGCUUAUGUGUGACAUUAAUGUCCAUCAUAGGGUUCAGCUGAAGGACUGCCCAAUCUGUACAUCUUCCUCAGUUCCCUAGAGAUUAGUGACUAUGGGGCAAGAAAUGCUUCAAGUCCCAACUGAUUAACACAAUGCUGGGAGGAAAACAAACUUUUAGGAAAAUUUAAAAUAAGUAUUGUGCCCAUGGGAAAUUAAGGAACUCAUCUGUUGGAAUUAAAAUUCUGGAAUCAUCUGCUCUUUAUUCAGACUAAUUCUUAAAAUAACUAUCAGUUUAAUCUAUAAUAACUGUUUGCCAGAGUUCACACAAAGUUUCUUAUUGUAAUAGCUCCGUUGGCCAGGACUUUUAAAAUGAUGCAUUAAGAAGAUAUAUGACCCUAGAAAGUGCAUUCAAAAAAGAAAAAAGAAAACAUUGCAAUUUGUUGCUGUGAUUUUUUUUUCCUAUUCAAACAAGAUUUUACUGGGUUUUUCCUCUGUUCCUAAAGGAGAUACCAUUUCAAUAAUCCAUAAAGACAGUCUAUCUAGACCCUGAUCCAAAUCCCCAUGUUGAUGUGUUUUCUCUUAUAGCAGGGAGGAACAAAGCCAUCUACCAUCCUGUGACCUUGAGAUUCAUUUUAAUGUCAUAUCAUAGAUUUAAAGCUUGGAAAAAACCUUUAAAGGCAUCUGCUCCAAACCCUUUUUACAGAGGAGGAAACAAGCCACAAGAUAAUGAGACUUGCUCAAUAGUGAAAAAAGCAGGAUUUGAAUCCUCUGAUUUCUAUUAAAAUCAUGGGAUUAUUUAUGUAAUCUUAAGUAAUUCACUUUAUCUCUCUGAGUCUCAGUUUGUUCCUCUGUAAAACGACAGUUAGAUGACCUCUUCUAAUUCUAAAUUACAUGACCUUGUAAGUCAAUGAAACUUUCCCACAAUAGAAGGAUCCUUAGAAUGUACCUUUUAUGUCCCCUUCUAGGAGUAAGGAGAUUGCAAUGUGAUCGCAGUCCCCGGGGGCAGGUUAGCUCAAGAAAACUGCAGGACUGAACUUGGCUUGGGUGGGAGGAGGAGGACAGAAGGAGUUCCAUUGAAUGGGUCAUUUCUUUUACACACUGUUUCAGAGAUGCUGCUGGGCCUUCAGCGCAGAAGGCUAAUGGUGGGGAAACCAGGGUAGAUUUGCUUUUAAGUCUCCGAACAAUUGCCAUGGUGGAAUAGUACCCAGCACUUUGGAUUACAAAUAAAAAGACUUUCAGUGACCUUAAAGAUGGAGAGCUACCUUUCAGAUGUGGCAACUCCCGGGUAUUAGGAGCAGAACCCAAAGAAAUAAGUUUGGCAAGUGUCAGAUAUUCAGGCACGCAGGGAUCCUCAUCCCACUCCAGUCCUAAGGGCUCAAGCAACAGGGCGCAGCUGUGUACCAUAAAUGGUCUGGUCCGAGUCUCUGCAGAAACCCACUGAUUUACCAAGUGGCAAUUAUGUGGCAUGGGAUAAUUUGGAUUCCACUGAGUAACAAGGAUGCAGCUCUUUUCAGGAUGUGUUCAUCAUCAGGAAAGAACCCUUCAUAAAAAUGCAGUUUCUGAAGCCACCGUAUACAUCUUUUUUGUGGGGUUCAUCCCAGGCCUUUCCAUCUGACACGCUGGACUGGACUCAAGUGCAAGAUCUCUUUAACAGGCAGGCAGAGGACAAUGAGAUGGGAAAUGACAUAAACGCAUUAUGUUAUUUAUUUUUUCAAUGACUGUGACCUUCUGCACUGUGAGUACUCUGUGAUAUGGAGUCCCUAGUUUAAAAAGAAAAGCUGUCAUUAAAUCUGAAUGAGUUAAUGUUCUUGAUUUUAAAAACUUGGCAUGAUUUUCUGAUUAUUUUUAUUGUGAAGAAAAAAAAAGCAUAGAAUAAAUAUGAAUUAAGCCUUUCUAAGACAUCUAGCAAUCAGUAUUGUGAUGCAAUAGCUAUUUCAAAAUCUGUGCAUUCUCAAUAAAAUGAAUGAGCACAA